ACCAAAAGAGAAUUAAACAAAAAAGAAAAAAUGAAAAAAAUAAAUGAAUUAAAAUAAUGAGUGACAAGAGGUAUACUAUAAAGAAGCAGUGAGGCCUAGUCUGGUGUUUCUAAAGCUUAACUACUUGCUCUAAGCUUUGUGAUACAAACUCUCUCUUUUUCUCUCAUUCUACAUUUGUUCUCGUCUUUCAACUAGCUUUGAGUUAGUUCUUCUAAUCACAAGAACAAGAACUCAAGGGGGUGGUGUUGGUGUUUGGAGAGAAAGAAAGAACAGAAGAGAGAAAGAAGCAGUGUGGUUGUGAAGAAAAGGUUCGAAAAGAAAGGGGGUGGUGUGGGGGGGGUGGUUUUAUCCAAGUGAUGCGCUCAGGAGCUUGUACAUUGCAACAGACCCUCACAGCGGAGGCUGCUUCAGUGUUGAAGCACUCUCUCGGGUUGGCACGCAGAAGGGGCCAUGCACAGGUCACCCCUCUGCAUGUGGCUGCAACUUUGCUGAGCCUAAGAGCCAGUUCUCUCAGAAGGGCUUGCCUCAAGUCUCAGCCACACCAAACCUCACACCCUCUUCAGUGCAGGGCCCUUGAGCUUUGCUUCAAUGUGGCCCUCAACAGGCUCCCAACCACUCCAGGCCCAUUGCUCCACUCUCAGCCUUCCCUCUCCAAUGCCCUCAUUGCUGCUCUCAAGCGGGCCCAGGCCCACCAGAGAAGAGGCUGCAUUGAGCAGCAGCAGCAGCAGCCUCUUCUCACCAUCAAGGUUGAGCUUGAACAGCUUAUUAUAUCCAUCCUUGAUGACCCUAGUGUUAGUAGGGUUAUGAGGGAAGCUGGUUUUUCCAGCACUGCUGUUAAGACCAACAUAGAGGACACUUCUUCAGCUCCUUCUGUUUUCCAGUGUUACAACGCUUCUGGUGGCGUUUUCUCCUCUCCUUGCUCUCCUUCUCCAAGUGAGAAUCAGAGAGAUAGCAUCAACACUGUCAAUGCUUUCAGACAGAACCAGAACCAGAACCACUUCCUGGCUGCUUACACUUCUGAGUUGAAGAAGGCCUCAGCCUCAGUGUUUCCCAUCACUGAGUCACUACCACCAAACUCUUCCAAGGAGGAUAUCAAGGUGGUUCUUGAUGUCCUCUUGAGGAAGAAGAAGAGGAACACUGUCAUAGUUGGUGACUCAGUGCCACUCACUGAAGGCCUUGUGGGGGAGCUCAUGGGGAAGCUGGAGAGAGGAGAUGUGCCUGAUGAGUUGAAGUCAACACAUUUCAUCAGGUUUCAGCUUGCACCGGUUUCUUUAAGGUUCAUGAAGAGGGAUGAAGUGGAAAUGAGCCUCUCAGCACUGAAAAGGAAGGUGGAUUCUGUUGUUACAUCAGGAGGAGGAGGUGCUAUUUUCUAUGUUGGAGACCUGAAGUGGACAGUGGAAGCAAGUGAAAAGGAGGAUGGGGAUGUUUGUGGUUAUAACCCAGUUGAUCAUCUAGUUGCUGAGAUAGGGAAGCUAUUUUGUGACUCCAACACUAAGGUGUGGCUUCUGGCCACAGCAAGUUAUCAAACAUACAUGAGGUGCCAAAUGAGGCAACCCCCUCUUGAGACUCAGUGGUGUCUUCAAGCUGUUCCUGUUCCAUCAGGUGGACUUGGCUUGAGUCUUCAUGCUUCCAGUCUUCAUGAUUCAAAGAUGACAAUCUCCCAGAACCCGUCUCUUAUGCUGGAAACAAGACUCUUCAAGGAGGAGCAGGAUAAACUCAACUGUUGUGAAGAAUGUGCCUCCAAUUAUGAAAAAGAAGCUCAGUUGUUCAAACCAGGCCAGAACAAACUGUUGCCUUCCUGGCUUCAGUCUCAUACCACAGAAGCCCAUCAUAAGGAUGAGUUAAGCCAGUUGAAAAGGAAAUGGAACAGGCUAUGUCAGUGUCUCCACCAGAGCAAGCAGCCUCAGAAUCAUUGGAGCAACAGUUUACAUGGCAACCACAGUUCAAACGGAAAGAUCUACCCUUACAACUCAUCAUACCCUUGGUGGCCAAACCAAGGAAGUGUGUUCACAGAUUCAAGCUCAAUAUCUUUUGCUGAUUCAGCUGCCAAACCCGCAUAUAGCUCCAACAUUGUCCCUCGGUUCCGGCGCCAGCAAUCAUGCACCAUUGAGUUCAAUUUCAGUGAUGUGAGUCAGAAAAAGCCAUCACCACCAGCCUUGGACUCUCUCAAGGGCAUGGAAGGUAAUAACGAAGUAAAGAUUACUCUUGCUCUUGGCAAUUCAACAUUCGGUGGUUCGGGGCAAACGGUGGAAAAUAUCAUAACUACUACUACUGAUAGAACACUGCGACGAGCUCAUAUUUGUAAACUGUUGCAGGAGAAUGUGCCAUGGCAAUCUGAGACGGUUUCUUCCAUAGCUGAGGCCUUGGUUGAUUCCAAAUCUGCAAAGCAAAGUGCUACUACUUGGUUGUUGUUGCAAGGAACUGACUCUAUUGGGAAAACAAGGUUGGCACGUACUAUUGCUGAAUCAGUGUUUGGCUCAGUGGAUAUGCUCCUUCACUUGGACAUGCUGAAAAGCAAGGAGAAUAAUUCAGCAACCCCGUUUGCUGAAAUGGUGGCUGGAGCAUUGAAGAGCCAUGAGAAGCUUGUGAUUCUGGUAGAAAGUUUGGAUUUUGCGGAUGCCCAUUUCAGGAAGUUCCUUGUUGAUGGGUUUGAGACUUCAAAGUUUGGAAAUUUAAGUAGGAAUGAAGAGAGUUCAGGCCAAGCAAUAUUUAUUUUGACCAAUGGUGAUAGUAGAGGCAGUGAAGAGGAGAACAAGAAGGAGUCUGUGAUGAAGUUGGUGUUGCAGGUAAAUGAAACCAAGCCUACCUUGGAGUCUUCAUCACCUUGUUUGGGUCAAAAGAGAAGGGAUGAAGUACUGGAUUUGUUUACCAAGGUUAAGAAACCAAGGAUUGAGGAGAAGGAGGAGGGUGUAUUGGUUUAUGAACAAGGGAACAGAAAGAAAGUGUUUUCAAGGCAUUCAAGCUUUAACAAUCUUGACCUGAACAUGAAAGCUGGUGAAGAAGAGGAUGAUGGGGAAGAGAAAACAGGUGGAAGCAGUCCAAUUUCAAGUGAUUUGACAAGGGAAACUGUGGCAGAUCCAUUGAGCUGGAAUGGGUGUCUUGAGUCAAUUGAGAACAGGUUUGAGUUGAAUGAGAGGGAGAGGGAAGUGGGGGAGAUGUUUUUGUCAAAGAUAAAAGAGUCUUUUGAGGAGGUAUAUGGGGUGGUGAAGUUUACUGUAGAGGAGAGGGUGAUAGAGGAAAUUGGUGUGGGGUGUGGUACAUUUACUAACAGCAUGUUUGAGAAAUGGCUGAAAGACAUUUUUCAAAGCAGUUUACAGACAGUUAACUUUGGUGGGAGGGAGGGUAUAGGUUUUACACUUUGUUGGGGUGGUAAAGGUGAUAGGAAAUGGGAUAGUGGCUUCAUGGGUUCAUGUUUGCCCAACAAUGUUCAAGUUAACUACUUCAUGGAUUGACUGACUUUGGAUAAUAGUGGGGGGGUUUGUAAAAUGCAAGUGAUAGCCUUUGUGUAACUGCUAAUUUUCAUUAUAGAAUGUGCUUGUUUUUCUUCUGUUUUCAAA
Messenger RNA from Cajanus cajan (pigeon pea), 3557 nucleotides. RefSeq names its product protein SMAX1-LIKE 4. NCBI's taxonomy places the organism in Eukaryota, Viridiplantae, Streptophyta, Magnoliopsida, Fabales, Fabaceae. The record is from RefSeq and is a predicted model, not a curated record.